This is a messenger RNA of Nicotiana attenuata, 1385 nucleotides long. Its product is annotated as probable WRKY transcription factor 15. Bases 182 to 1186 code for a protein of 334 amino acids. The transcript has 3 exons. The record is from RefSeq and is a predicted model, not a curated record. NCBI's taxonomy places the organism in Eukaryota, Viridiplantae, Streptophyta, Magnoliopsida, Solanales, Solanaceae. Gene Ontology annotation, molecular function: sequence-specific DNA binding; DNA-binding transcription factor activity. Gene Ontology annotation, biological process: regulation of DNA-templated transcription.
GUCAGUGACCUACUGUUUACUUUAUCAUCACCUCUCUCUUUCACUUCUUCCUUUUUAACCUCGCCAAUGGCAUCUCUUUGACCCGUAAUCAACACUCCCCUCUUCUUCCUCAUAUUCCCUCUGUCUAUAUCUAUUUCUCCCUCCUCUGGCGAUUAAUCUUCCUUUUGCCAAGUAAACAGAGAUGGCUGUCGAGCUCAUGAUGGAUUACAGAAACACAAGUAGGAAUAAUUUUACUAUCUUCAAUACAAAGUUGGAAGAAAAGGCAGUGGUUCAAGAAGCUGCCUCUGGGCUUGAGAGCGUCGAAAAACUCCUCAAAUUGUUAUCUCAAACUCAGAGUCAGUCUCAACAACAGCAAAAACAGGGGAAUUUAUCUUCUUUCCUAAAGCAAGAAAAUUCCCCUAUGGAGAUUGAAAUGGUAGCUGAUGCUGCUGUUACAAAGUUCAAGAACGUAAUUUCUCUUCUGGGUAGAACCAGAACUGGCCAUGCUCGAUUCAGAAGAGCACCUAUUACUUCCCCUCCAAAAGUCAAUAAAGAUUUUAUUGACAGUAAAGUUUAUUGUCCAACUCCAAUUCAACAAGUCCCUCCAGUUGCCUAUGAACUUUACAAUCACCAAUUCUUUCAAAAUCCAAGAGAUGGGGUUGUUGAAAAACAAGAAUUGGUCACAAAAAAGAGCAUUAACUUUUCCUAUGCUCAAGAUAUUUGUCGCUCAAAUUCGUUUAAUAUGUCAACGUUAACAGGGGAAACAGAGAGUUCAUCUUUCAAGAUUUCAAAUCUCUCUUCUGCUGGAAAGCCUCCUUUGUCUACUUCUUCUUCGUUUAAAAGAAAGUGUUGUUCGUCGGAGAACGGCCUCUCCGGCAAGUGUAGUGGCUCCUCCGGUCGAUGCCAUUGUUCUAAGAGAAGGAAAUUAAGACUUAAAAGGGUGGAAAGAGUUCCAGCAAUAAGCAUGAAGAUGUCUGACAUCCCACCUGAUGAUUAUUCAUGGAGAAAAUAUGGACAAAAGCCAAUUAAAGGAUCUCCACAUCCAAGGGCAUACUACAAAUGUAGCAGUGUGAGAGGCUGUCCAGCACGUAAACAUGUUGAGAGAGCUCUGGAUGAACCAACCAUGCUGACAGUUACUUACGAAGGCGAGCAUAACCAUUCCCUCUCUGUUGCAGAAACAAGUAGUCUCAUUUUAGAGUCUUCCUAAUUAGAUCAAAUUGUGGCGAUUAUGAUUAGUUAAAAAGGCAUAGCUAGCUUUAUUUGCCCUGCAAAAGAAAAAAGGGUGACAAAUGUAACCUAGUACAGUGUAAGACUAGUUAAGAAAGAAACUAAAACUUUAUAGCAAAAGUGCGGUUAGAACUUAUGAUCUUAAAUAUUUUCAUGAUCGAUAUUUAUGUGGUUGGUUA